GGCGUCUGCGGCCUGGGCCCUGCGUGGCUCCCUCGUCCCUACCUUGCUAGCGGCGUUCACGAGCCCGGACGGGUUAGGGUGACAGUGAGGUGCUGGGGCCCGCUCUCCCCUCGGUCUGCUCUGAAGAUUAUUCCCAGCACCCCGUUUUUAACGGGUCAGGUUGCUCUGAAAAUCUCUGGUAGUUCUUCCUGUUCCUAACGCCGCCAGGCUUCAGCUGGCAAAGUAGGGAAUAAACAGUUCCAAAUGGGCGGGGGCAGCUUAAAGUGCACCCCCACCCCCUUGCUCACCUGCCGCCUCUCGGACUUCACAGAGGCCUGCGAGGAGGGCCGGGGGUCCGGGUCGCCGGCCCGGGUUGUUUCUGUGGGUGUCAUGAAGCCUCAUCUGCCGCCCCUGCCCCCACCCCACCCCCACUCCUCGCCACCUAGUUACUCUCGUGGCGGCCCCUCUGCUCACUGGUGGACUCGUCUUGGAAACAUGCCUUCCACUCUUGCGUGACUUCUGACCAGGGACUAGCAUGGGGAAAUGGAGGCUAGAGACAAGCAAGUUCUUCGCUCCCUUCGCCUGGAGCUGGGUGCAGAGGUACUGGUGGAGGGACUGGUUCUCCAGUAUCUUUACCAGGAAGGGGUCUUGACGGAAAACCAUGUUCAAGAAAUUAAAGCUCAAGCUACAGGCCUCCGGAAAACAAUGCUGCUGCUGGAUAUUCUACCUUCCAGGGGUCCUAAAGCGUUCGAUGCAUUCCUAGAUUCCCUUCAGGAAUUUCCCUGGGUAAGGGAGAAACUGGAGAAGGCAAGAGAAGAAACCAUAGUUGAGCUGCCUGCAGGCAGCCAGUCCCUGGGACAAAGGGAUUUCUCUGCAGAACCAUCACAUUCAGGGACCCAGAUUAACACAUGGGCCCUGGGAAGUAGCCAGUCAGAUGACUGGAUGACAGGAAUCCCCCCACACAUCCUCAACAGCUCCCCAUCGGACCGGCAGAUCAACCAGCUGGCCCAGAGGCUGGGCCCUGAGUGGGAACCCGUGGUGCUGUCUCUGGGGCUGUCCCAGACCGACAUCUAUCGCUGUAAGGCCAACCACCCCCACAACGUGCAGUCACAGAUGGUGGAGGCCUUCGUCCGCUGGAGGCAGCGCUACGGAAAGCAGGCCACCUUCCAGAGCUUGCACAGGGGACUCCAGGCCAUGGAGGUUGACCCCUCGGUGUUCCAGCACAUGUUGGAAUGAUGGCACCUCCAUCAACUCCUGGGGAGUUCUUCCCCCAGUCACAUGUGCCGAAUCCCGACUCUCACCAAGGGCAGGUAGAUUUGGGGAGUUUUUGCGGGGAAGGGCUUUUCUUUCUAGUGGUCCUUAGAUCGAAAGAGAUAAUGGGAUUUCCACUUGACAUUAUUUGAAAGGCAGGGUUACUUAGCAGAUCUCCCACACUGAAAUGGCAGUCCAUUGCUUCUGAUUGCUCAAAGAUUGCAUUAUUUGAAUUCUGUAGGUUUUAAUUGUGUGGUUGCCUUUUAAUAGACUGGUAAAUCAUAGUGGCUCAAAAAAAAAAUACAGGUGUCCUAUAAAUAAAACAUCCACUUUUAUGUUGCCUGGGAACUGAACUGUGGACUUAGCUAUUAAUGAUGAUGAUAAUAAAAAAUGAAUUAAUGUAUAUA
Molecule: messenger RNA, 1637 nt
Organism: Vicugna pacos (alpaca)
Lineage: Eukaryota; Metazoa; Chordata; Mammalia; Artiodactyla; Camelidae
Source: RefSeq, a predicted model, not a curated record